AUGCCGCGCUCCACGACCAAGCAUGACUUGCCCGACGACGAACAACUCAGUCUGUACCACGAACUGCUGGAGCACAAGCAGAACGGCCGUCUGGCCAGAGGCAAGGCCAAGGAGAUCCUCCGCAAGUAUGGCAUAUCAAGGCAUACGUUGUCGAAGAUCUGGACCCGCGGUCAACUCUCCAAGGCCCAGUCAGGACUUGCCGACGUGGUAUUGAAGAGGAAGGGUCGAGCGGGACGUCGGCCAUCGCGUACCAUCGCACAAAUCGAGUCCGCCGUAAAGAAUGCCCCACCGCAUCUGCGCAGAAUCAUUGCGUUGUUGACGGCUUCCAGUGGCAUACCCCCGACGACUCUUUGGCGCGUGCUCCAGUCGAAGAAGUUAGUGCGUCGGACAAGCCGACCGAAACCCAUGGUCACGGAAAAGCACAAGGAAGAUCGCGUAGCUUUCGUCCGUUCCUUUGUUCGCGAGUCACCACGAGCUCCGAUGCGCUGGCACGACAUGCACUAUCGCAUCCAUAUUGACGAGAAGUGGUUCUAUCUCACGUUGGUCAACCGCCGAUACUAUCUCUGGUACGACGAAGCCGUACCUGUCCGCAAGUGCUCCUCAAAAUUACACAUCGUCAAGGAGAUGUUCUUGACCGCUGUGGCGCGUCCACGGUUCGAUUACGUGCGAAAGACAAUGUGGGAUGGCAAACUCGGCAUGUGGCCGUUGGUGGCCGUACAGCCAGCUCAACGCACGAGCAAGAAUCGAGAUCGCGGGACUUUGGUCGCAACACCGGUGACUGUCACGAAGAAGGCGGUUUGGCCGGGGCCUCGUGACCAACCCAUCUACAUUCAGCAAUACAAUGCACGACCUCACGUCGAAGUCGACGACCCUGCCGUGGUUGCUGCCGGGCGGUCGGAUGGUUGGGCGAUUCAACUUGUGGCACAACCAGCAAUGAGCCCUGACUUCAACGUUCUGGAUCUAGGGUUCUUCAACUCAAUCCAAGCCCUACAACACCGUCAAGUCGUCACUGGAAUCGAUGAUCUGGUUGCCGCCGUACAUGGGUCAUUCAACGAAUUGGAUUGGCGAAUCCUGGACAAGACUUUCGUGACUCUAGUGAGAGUCAUGGAGGAGUCGAUGAAGAUGGGCGGUGACAACUCGUACAAGUUGCCGCAUCAGUGCAAGGACAAGAUGGCAAGACUGGGACCCACCGCUCCUUCGGUGUGCGAUCCUGAUGUAGUCACUGUCAUCGAAGCGAUGAAUGCUCUGAAGGACUUCGAAC
Aphanomyces astaci is the source of this 1261-nucleotide messenger RNA. RefSeq lists its product as hypothetical. Gene Ontology annotation, molecular function: nucleic acid binding. The transcript is spliced from 2 exons. The record is from RefSeq and is a predicted model, not a curated record. NCBI's taxonomy places the organism in Eukaryota, Oomycota, Saprolegniomycetes, Saprolegniales, Verrucalvaceae. The annotation marks the transcript as partial.